Messenger RNA from Hibiscus syriacus, 1498 nucleotides. RefSeq names its product tryptophan synthase beta chain 1-like. The transcript has 5 exons. Gene Ontology annotation, biological process: L-tryptophan biosynthetic process. Bases 16 to 1422 code for a protein of 468 amino acids. The record is from RefSeq and is a predicted model, not a curated record. Gene Ontology annotation, molecular function: tryptophan synthase activity. Gene Ontology annotation, cellular component: cytoplasm; chloroplast stroma. NCBI's taxonomy places the organism in Eukaryota, Viridiplantae, Streptophyta, Magnoliopsida, Malvales, Malvaceae.
GAAAUUCUCAAGAAUAUGGCCGCCGCAGCCACUAGCACCGCCGCUCUCCGCCCACGCAAUCCCUUUUUCUCUUCUUCUGUCUAUUCCUCCUCGAAAUUUCCUGUCAAUAUCAACAAAGUUGAGCCUCUGACGUCGCCUGUGAAAAAAUUUUCAAUUUAUUGUACGUUGACUAGAGAAGCGGUCCCAGCUGAUACGCUUCCCAUGGAUUCGGACCCGAACGGAUGGCAACGACCGGACUCGUUCGGUCGGUUUGGAAAGUUUGGUGGGAAAUACGUUCCCGAGACUCUAAUGUCUGCCCUUUCUGAGCUGGAAACGGCGUUUCAUUCUCUCUCUAAAGACGACAAAUUUCAGGAAGAACUAGCUGGGGUUUUGAAAGACUAUGUUGGCCGGGAAAGUCCACUCUAUUUUGCAGAGCGGUUGUCUGAACAUUACAAGCGUCCUAAUGGCGAAGGGCCUGAUAUCUAUCUAAAGAGAGAGGAUCUUAACCAUACUGGUGCUCAUAAGAUCAAUAAUGCCGUUGCGCAAGCAUUGCUAGCUAAACAUUUGGGCAAGAAACGAAUUAUUGCUGAAACCGGGGCUGGUCAGCAUGGUGUUGCGACAGCUACUGUGUGUGCACGGUUUGGUUUGCAGUGCAUUGUUUACAUGGGUGCCCAAGAUAUGGAAAGACAGGAGCUUAAUGUUUUCAGAAUGCGGCUUCUUGGUGCAGAGGUUAGAGCAGUUCACUCGGGUACUGCAACACUAAAAGAUGCCACUUCGGAAGCUAUCCGGGAUUGGGUGACUAAUGUGGAGACAAGUCAUUAUAUUUUGGGAUCUGUUGCUGGUCCACAUCCAUAUCCUAUGAUGGUGAGGGAGUUCCAUGGAGUGAUUGGCGUAGAAACAAGAAAACAAGCGCUGGAAAAAUGGGGAGGGAAACCAGAUGUAUUGGUUGCAUGUGUUGGUGGAGGUUCAAAUGCAAUGGGACUUUUCCAUGAGUUUGUUGAUGACAAGGAUGUUCGGUUGAUUGGGGUGGAGGCUGCUGGUUUUGGUUUGGAUAGCGGCAAGCAUGCUGCUACUUUGACCAAGGGAGAAGUGGGAGUUCUGCAUGGAGCUAUGAGUUACUUAUUGCAGGAUGAAGAUGGGCAAAUAGUUGAACCUCAUUCCAUUAGCGCAGGCUUGGAUUAUCCUGGAGUUGGACCCGAGCACAGUUUUCUGAAAGAUGUAGGGCGAGCUGAGUACCACAGUGUCACAGAUGAAGAAGCAUUGGAAGCUUUCAAGAGAUUAUCUCGACUGGAGGGCAUAAUCCCGGCACUCGAGACAUCUCAUGCGCUGGCUUAUUUGGAGAAGCUGUGCCCGACUCUACCAAAUGGUACCAAAGUUGUGGUUAACUGCAGUGGCAGAGGCGAUAAAGAUGUUCAUACUGCAAUCAAGUAUUUGAAGGUAUAAUUAUGGUGGUGUCAUUACUCUUUCUUCAUCCCAUUAAAUAAAUGGGUUACAGCCAUGAGCCAUGCCUUCACAGUCU